Elgaria multicarinata webbii is the source of this 1127-nucleotide messenger RNA. It is a transcript of the gene LDLRAD1, whose product is annotated as low density lipoprotein receptor class A domain containing 1. The record is from RefSeq and is a predicted model, not a curated record. The coding region runs from base 392 to 1048 and encodes 218 amino acids. The transcript is spliced from 6 exons. Gene Ontology annotation, molecular function: protein binding. Gene Ontology annotation, cellular component: plasma membrane. NCBI's taxonomy places the organism in Eukaryota, Metazoa, Chordata, Lepidosauria, Squamata, Anguidae.
UGCUGUAGCAUAUGGGCAGUAGUGGUUCUGGGGAUGCUACUGCUAGUAAUACCUAUGUGUGAAGUUUGCUAGUAUGUCCAGUAAGAGCAGAGACGUCGCUAAUUCCUUUGUACGUUGUGGCGAAAGCCACAGGGUAAGCAAAUUGAGAGUUCUUGUUUCUGUGCUCACUUCCUUUUUCAUAGGUAUGACUGGGAUUAGAAUGACUCUUUUCUUCUUACCUCUGUUUCACCUAGUAACCAGGUAACACCACCCAGGAAUGCUUUUAGUGGCUUAAAAGAGGCUGGUUCCUCUUUCUAUACCUAGCAGCAUAGUUUGAACACUGAUGGACAAAUGUUCAGAAGAAUCCUCACUUACUAGUUAGCAUAAUCCUGCGGCAGGCUGUGGGGGGAAAAUGAACAGAACUUAUCCUCAGAAUUUUGAUGUAGCUUCACUUAAUUCAGCACAAUCUGUCUUCUCUGCUAGGAGAGGUAGUAUCCAUGGCCUACGAGAUUGCUGCAAGGAGUGUUCCCCUGAAUGUAUCCCUUGCACUCGACGAUGCAUCUGUGUGUCUGCCAUUGGUCUUGUUAUACUUGGUGUCAUUGUUGCUGUCAGUGCAUUGGUUGUCACAUUUGGCAUCCCUCCACGUACACCAGUUAAUCGUUUAUGUAUGACUACCAGUAAUCAGACAGGCUUCUUGUGUGAUGACAGAGAGAGCUGCAUUCCAGCCAGCCAGGUCUGUGACACAAGAAGGAAUUGUGCAAAUGGGGAAGAUGAGCAAGAGACACUAUGUAGUGAUUUGCCAAACAGCCUUCCAGAUUACUUGAUAUUUCAUUGCAGCAACCCUAAGAUUUGGAUCUACGCAGAUGAAAGAUGUAAUGGAUUCAAUAACUGUGGAGACUGCUCUGAUGAAAUAGGAGCCUGGGCCAGAUGCCCUCCUUGUGGUCCUCAGUGGUGGAGUUGCACCGUGGUAGUCUUCCAGAUGUAUUGUACCUGCAUUCCCAGACAACUUUGCCGAGAUGGAAUACAGCAUUGCUCUGACUGGUCUGAUGAAUAUAUCUGCACAAGAUGAGCAGCCAAGGACCUUAAACUUUUGGAAGAUAAUGGGAGUAAUGUGCUGCUGCUGUGGAAGCACCAUUUUACAGGGGCUU